Molecule: messenger RNA, 873 nt
Organism: Drosophila kikkawai
Lineage: Eukaryota; Metazoa; Arthropoda; Insecta; Diptera; Drosophilidae
Gene: TpnC4
Product: Troponin C TpnC4
Cellular component (GO): myosin II complex
Molecular function (GO): calcium ion binding
Source: RefSeq, a predicted model, not a curated record
CAUUUAGAUGGUUGAUGAAGCUUGCACACUUAAUGCACAAAUUGAAUUGCUUAGAGGCUUGGUGUUAAUCGAUCGCAACGUAUGCUGUCUGUAUCGUUUGUGUUCUAUAUACAUAGGUAGAUACUUUAGUUUUACUACUGGAAUAAAGUGGUCAACUCUUAAAUAAUUUGAAGAAGUAUUGAAGGAAUUUAUAAAAUAAAAACUGUCUACAAUGGCUGAUGGUGAAUACGACAAGGAACAACUGAGAAUUCUUCGAAAUGCUUUUAAGGCUUUUGACCACGAUGGAGCAGGUUGGAUCGAACAUUCAGAUGUGUCCAGCAUUCUUGAAAUCUUGGGCCAGAAACUAGAACCGCCAGCUGUAAAGGCACUUAUUAAAGAGGUGGAUAAAGGAUCAACAGGAAAAUUGGAUUUUAGCCAGUUCUGUAAGUUGGCUGCUCGUUUUAUCGAAGUCGAGGAAGAUGUAGGAGCACUUCAAAAUGAGUUGAAAGAGGCCUUUCGUGUUUAUGAUAAAGAAGGAAAAGGUUAUCUAACAGUUGCCACAUUGCGGGGCAUUCUUCACGAAUUAGACGAUAAAAUUUCUAACCAAGAUUUGGAUAGUAUUAUAGAGGAAAUUGAUGCUGAUGGUUCUGGAACAGUUGACUUUGAUGAGUUUAUGCAAGUGAUGACAGGUUAGAAGCUGCCACUAUCCUAACACUACCCAAGGAAUUGACCGGUCUACAUAAGGCGUAUAUUGAACAUUUUAUUACAUAUUGUUGAUUUCUUAUAUUUGUUUUUAGUAAAUUCUUAAUAAGAAAUUCUUGUAAAAUUAUAAAUGUAUGCCUGAACUAUAUAAAAUGUUUUUGUUCGUAGGGUGGUGGCGAAUCCUUCCGCUAU